AUGGUAGAGCUAAAGAAUUAUGACAUAGAAGCAUAUCAGUGGCUCUUGAAAAUCCCUCCACAUCAUUGGGCUAGAAGUCAUUUUCAGAUAUACACUAACUGUUAUUUUCUUAAUGAACUACUAGGAAGGGCAAUUUCAGACAUGUUAUUGAAUAACCUUUGUGAAGUGUUCAAUAGCAAACUUGUUAAAGGGAGAGACAAACCCAUUAUCAGUUGUUUGGAGUUCAUCAGAGAGUACCUUAUGAAGAGAGUAUACAAUGUGAUGAAGGUGUUAAACAAGUGUCAAGGUCCAUUAACUCCAACUGGUACUAGGAUUUUGGAAGCAAAUACAACACUUGCUAGUAAGUAUCAUGCACAAUGGAAUGGGGGACAAAAGUAUCAGGUUAAAGGUCCAUGGAAUCAACAUGUGGUGGACAUGGAGAAAAGGGAGUGUAGUUGUAGAAAGUUGGAGCUUACUGGAAUUCCUUGCAAGCAUGCAAUGGCAAGCCUAAAUGAAAUGGCAGACAAUAAUGAAAAGGUGGGAGAACCAUACACCUAUGUACAUAAGGUGUAUUGGAUUGAUACAUGGAAAGAGAUGUACUCCUUCAAGGUGGAGCCUAUCAAAGGUAGAGCAAUGUGGCCUAAGAGUGACUGCCCAACAACUCUUGUGCCUCCACCACACAACAAAGCUAUAGGCAGGCCAAAAAAGAAAAGGAGGAUUACAGUAGAGGAAACGAUUGAAAUCCAGCAACGUAAGAGGCAAUCAAACAAUCAAAUUCAAAUUGAUAAUGAAACUUAA
This is a messenger RNA of Lactuca sativa (garden lettuce), 777 nucleotides long. RefSeq lists its product as uncharacterized. Gene Ontology annotation, molecular function: zinc ion binding. The record is from RefSeq and is a predicted model, not a curated record. Lineage: Eukaryota; Viridiplantae; Streptophyta; Magnoliopsida; Asterales; Asteraceae.